Molecule: messenger RNA, 3911 nt
Organism: Cuscuta campestris
Lineage: Eukaryota; Viridiplantae; Streptophyta; Magnoliopsida; Solanales; Convolvulaceae
Source: the annotation of a GenBank genome assembly
AUAACGCAGCCCGCAGAGCGGCAACAGCCAAACGAUAAAACGAACCCACCAUUGUUGAAACUACCCGCGCCUCUUGUGCGGCGAGGUGAAUAGAUAGUCGAUCAUACUGCGGCAACUGCGCUCUGUCUUCAUCUCAAUGGGAAGCUUAUUAGGGUUUCGGCCCCCUCAAUUCUCAGAGGAUGGGGCAUGGCUACCUUGUUGGCUUCAGCAGGAAGACUGCGAUGCCGAAGCAUCUGUUCUGGGACUCGAGCAAGGGCAAUCUUCGCCGGAGCCAUGUGUUGAGGGACACCACAAUUGUCAGAAACAUGUCUGCAACAUCAGUGCUGAUGAAUUUCUAGGGGAGGAAGGCAGAUAUACCAAUUGUCAUUUAUAUUUAUCUGGAGAUGACAGUUCACUGCUGACUGCCACUCAGUCUAUUGAUAAUGCGCCUCAAUUUCACCUUCAUCUAUCACUGGAUUGUAGUUCGGUGGGAAUGCCAAGCCCGUGUAUUGAUGCAUUUCACGUUGAGAGGAAUGAAAUAUAUUCUGAUCUACAUGUGCAAAACCCUGAAGUUUCAGAUCCAAAAGCAAACAAUGUAUUAAAUGCAGAACAGAACAUUGAUGCAAUUGCCUGCUCUUUAGUUCAUGAAUUUCAAAGAACCGAGAAUGAUAUGACCAUGAAGGAGCUUGAAGAAAAAUCCAGAUCAUUAGAAGUUGAGAAAAUGUGUGAUGCAGUUGUAAUGAACUGUUCUUUAGCUCCUGAAUGUGACAGGGCACCAGAAGAUCAGAGUUUGGAGGGUCUUGAAGAAGAUUCCAGAUUAGUAGAAAUUGAGCAAACAGAUGAUGCAGUUGAGAUGUCUAUUUCAGCUUCUGAAGCACUAGUUAUUCAUGAAGUUUUCAGAACUCUGUCCUCAGAAUUUCCAGUUUCCUCUGUGUUGGAAGCCGCACUUCAGUUGAAACAAGCUCGCUUAGAAGUCUGGAAAGAUUCUCAUGAGACCAGCUGCAAUUCAUUAUUAGAAGAGGAAAUUACUGAUGCCGAAUAUUGUUUAGGUUCAGAAGAUAUACAUAAGGAAAAUGUCCAUGAUCACUUAGAAGGUGAUAACUUAAGUGUUUCUCAAGUGAAAGACACUCUUGACUCCGAAAAUUGUGGACAAGAGAGAAAAUCUGAACUGGUGAACACAUCUACCUCUCAAUAUGAUCAUCUACAAGGCUAUAACUUAAGUGUUUCUCAAGUUAAAGACACUCUUGACUCAGAAAGUUGUGGACAAGACAGAAAAUCAAAACCUUUGGUUGUUCAGCUACCUGAUACUGAACAAAAUCUACAUGGCAAUGACUUCACAAACCACAAAAUGGAGGUUCAUGAGAAUGAUCAUCAGUUAAAACAGAACACAGUUGGAUCAUAUGAUUGUGACUGGCAUAAUAAGUCCACUAUGGGGCUGCCUUCCACUAACAUGUCACAUCAAAGCAAUCCCAUGUUGCAUCUUCUGGGGCAAGUAAGUCCUGUUGUUUCAGCUGCAUUAGAGACAGAAGAUCAUAAUUCUACAGAAGAGUGUUCAUUGCAAGCAAACCUUGAGUCUCCUUGUGCAAAGCGGUUUGAAAUUGAUGGACAACAUUAUGGAGUAUCAGGCACAGUGUCUAAUAGAUUUCAGAGUCGCUGGUUUGGAGGUUGGUCUGGCAAUGACACAAAUAUUUCAGUUCCAAUGAGACCAAAUAAUAUUAAAAUCAUAGCUGGCCAUUUUGCCGGUGAGACAAGCUAUUUGUCAGAAUCAGCAGAUUUGGCUCCAGAUGAAAACUCCUUUGUGGGACCCAAACCAGACGAAAAAGCUUGCAUUGCUUCUCAAUCAACUAUACCUUCUGAAGGUGCUCUUAUAAAAAGGAAUAAUCAAGUACUUCUCUCACAGGAUGCAUCUAGAUUUUCAAGUCCAUCCUAUGUCGAUCCACUCUGCUCUGUUGUUCCCUGCAGUAUUCCAUCCCAAAACAUGCUUUCUCGUUCAGCUUUAUGUGAUGAUAAACAGGUCUAUAUGGAAAAGUUCUUCACUCCUGGUACUGAACAUAUAGAAAACUUGCAGAGUAACUCAAAUCUGGACAACAAGGUUCUCUCAGAACAAAUUUCCAUUUCAGAAGCUAGUGCUGAUCGACCAGAUCAUUCUGUUCAUAAAGAAUUGAUCUCAAUGAGAAGUAUUAGUAUGCGAUCUUGCUAUGUGUCAUCUUUGCAAAAUGGGAGUCUGGGUAAAACACGUCUGCUGGAUAAAAGCUUGCCACCUCCGAACCUGUAUGGCUCAACAGAGAGUGUACAUGGAUUUCCAUCAGGUUUGCAAAAAGAAAGGAAUUCACACUUCUUGUCCAUGAAAAAAGGGUCCGUGCAGCAUUUAGAUCAUUUUUCAUCUGAGUUUAGUGCAGAAGCAAAUGGAAAACAGAUUGAGGGAAGUCAAACUGUAGCAGAGAUUCCAACACAUCCAAACCUCUUGAAGCUUCAGCUUAUACAUGAAAAUCAAAAUAUUACCUCAUCAGGAACAAUAAAGCGUGUCCGGUUUGCAGAAAUUGAAACGAAGGUUCCACACGGAGAAAAACGACUAAAGCAGCAAAUCACAUCAAAUGCUUGCCACACUGUAAGAGCUUCCAAAUGUCUGAGACCUUCACGUUCACAUUUUGAGUCAAGAGCUCACAAUAAGAAAGGGACUCUAACUAAUUGCCAAGCCAAAUUUGUGAAGACGUUAUUCCAAUCUAUGAAGUUCUUGCUUACUGGGUUUCCAAAGCAAAAGUUAAAGAAAAUUGAAGACCUGAUAAGGAAGUAUGGUGGGACAGUGCUCACUGAUAUCCCUUUUGGAAAUAAGAGAAAGAGGAGCUCUAGACAUAGAGAGCAGGCACUUCCUAUUGUUUUGUGCCCAAAGAAGCUACAAACAAUGAAGUUCUUAUAUGGCUGCGCAGUUGGUGCCUUGAUGGUCAAAGCUAAAUGGCUCACUGAUUCAAUCGCAGCAAGUUCCCUCUUACCACCUGAACAAUACAUGAUUCUACGAAAAUCUUUUGGAGGGUCUUUACAAACUGAAAUUCUUCUGAGAGGCAGUAGUAACUAUAUCUUUGAUGGUGUUGGCAUUAUGCUUCAUGGCUCAAAAAGAAAUUGCACUGGGAUAGCAAAAGUAAUCGAGCAUGGCGGUGGAAGAGUUUUAAAAACACUCCAAAAAUUGGUUUUAAGUCUUGAUGCUGCAGAGAUUAGUCUUGGGUUUAUUGUGACUGAUGAUGGAAGUUGGACUUCAAGACACUUGAAGCAGUGUGCUUUGGAGAAGAAAAUACCUAUUAUGUCAGUUCAAUGGAUAGUAAAUAGUUUACAUGCCCAGAAGCUUCUUCCCUUCACAGAAAAGAAAGAUGUUGUCCCUCUACCUCUCAUUAAGCUUCCUGAUACUUGUUCCAUCGGAUGGAGUCAAGAAAUUUAAGCUUGCUCAUUGCAGUCAGGAAACUAAAAGGAUCAUAGGCCGUCUUCCAUCAAAUUUCAGAUAUGGUCGUUAUGGCUGUGGGCAGUCUGUUCUAGCCUUCCCGUGGAGGUUUUAUUGACCAAAUGCCAUGUGUGCCAAGGAACUAACCAAACCAAAAACUCAAGCUUGUGAUUGAAGGUCCUAAAGUAUUUUUGUACGCUAACAUGCCCCUCACGUGUAGCCGAGGCUUAGUCCAUUGGAGCUCAUAUGCUUGGUAGGAGGAUACAAACCACUGCCCACAUGAAAUGAGUUUGGGUUAAUCCGACCUGGAAUUGAUGCUAGGAAUUUGCCAAAGUGGCGGGUUGAGGUAGGCUAGGGUUAGAAGACAAGAGAAUGAUCCCCACAAUUCCUCCAUGUCUACAUGAUCUCCCAUGAUCAUGGCUCAUGCUUGCAUAUCUUCCAGGAACAUGGCCACUACUUUUGUGCUGACUCGAGCAUAGAUUUGAUGAGGGAUGGCAUUCGG